Messenger RNA from Paraglomus brasilianum, 912 nucleotides. The record is from the annotation of a GenBank genome assembly. NCBI's taxonomy places the organism in Eukaryota, Fungi, Glomeromycota, Glomeromycetes, Paraglomerales, Paraglomeraceae.
AUGAUUCGAUUAAACCGUUUAUAUUCCCAAGGACAUCAAAUAUUAAGUUUAUUCUGCAACUUUCAAGUACAGAAGAGUGUAGGCCGUGAAUUGAGAGUCGGGCAGAGGGGAUUAGCAACCGAGGUUAAUGCUAGUCUUCCCGGUUCCACAUUACGGCCAUUAGCUAUCUCACCAAUACCAUCGACACUCCAAGCAUGGUUAAAAGAUUUCCACACAAACGAACCGCUAGACAUAAUCGAACUUGAUCGUAAAAUCUUCGGCAUACCAUUGCGUAGAGACUUAAUUCAUAGAGUAAUUGUAUGGCAGAGAAAUAAAUCAAGACAGGGGACACAUUCGACGAAGGGGCGGAGUGAAGUCAGUGGAACGACACGGAAGGCGUUUAUGCAGAAGGGAAGAGGAAAGGCUCGGGUUGGUAGUUUGAGAGCCCCCCAGUUUAGAAAAGGUGGCAUAGCUCAUGGUCCGAAGCCCCGUUCACACGCUACGCUUCUUCCCCGCCAAGUACAGCUACUUGGCUUACGCACGGCCUUAUCCACCAAGUAUGCCCAAGAUGAUCUGAUAGUCGUCAAUUCAAUUAACCUCCCCUCUCCGAAAACCCAGAAACUGUUAUCCCUAUUUUCUCAUCAUUCGUGGGAUCCUCUUGCUGAUGAUAAAAUAUUGGGCAAUUCUUUAUUAUUCUUGUCAGAAGUUAACGAUAGGAAUCUAACAUUAGCCAUGAGGAAUCUAAAAAGGGUCCAUGGCUUGACAGUACAAGAAGUCUUUGACGAAGCAGAUGUAUAUAAUAUAAUUGGUCAUGAGAAGGUAGUUAUUGAUUUAGGUGCGGUUAGAAGAUUGGAGGAAUUGCUGAGAGAACCGUCGGUGUUGCCUCGAGAUUUGAACAUAAGCUUAGUGGAUAAGAGAGCAGAAGAAAUGUGA